CCCUCGGUCCCUGCGCCUCGAUCUUGACGAGGACAUAGCUGGUCUAUAUCCAUCCCCGGAAGGACUCCCCUUUGAGCUCGUAUGUUCGGUUGAAAAGCUAUAAUCUCUAUUCGCGGAUAGUCCGCGACCACAGCAUGCCAUGAACGGAACUCCGCGACUCCGUUCUGCCUUCCCUCAAACGCCGCAGACAACGCAAAGAACUCGAGCUUUUAAGACCCCGCCGUUUCGGCCGGCGCCCCCGGAAUCCGGGAUACGGAAAGCCUCGACAGGACCGCCGGUUACCCACGAUGCAUCUUCGCCGCUUAUCCCAACCGGAGUCGUAGAUGCCCCGUCACAGCGCCUCUAUGUUGUGGCUUUCUACCUCGCGCUUCAUGCAUGGCGAGUCUAUGAGUCUCUGAGUGCCUCCGAUGAUCUGGAUUCCACUUGGCUGUUUCUCAAAUGGGCCUCGAUCGAUGGUGUUUUCCUCUUCGGACUCCAGGCACUACAUAUACCUUGGCUGGAAUGGACCUUUCCGACGACACUAGCUGCGUUUCUUCUUCACGCCGUUGGCAAUGUGUUCUUAAUGUUCCGGAUCCCCGUAGGCUCCCCUAUCCCUCUAUCCACUCGUUCCGUGAACAUCUCACUAAAAUAUCGACCAGAUUCCCGUGGGAGCCUGGUUAUCUGGAAUGAUAAAAAUAGCUUAUGAUAGGGAGCUAUCCAUUUCCGAACGAAGCGUCAAACCCGGAGAUAUCAUUCACAAUGCGUCCCUCAUUUUGGGAAAGCAGAUAGUCCACAUUUUACCGGAGGGAUCUGCUGUGUUAAAUCCGGAUCAAAUCCCGCUGUGUAUCAAUUCGCAUGGACAUGCAGUCAAUCUCCCCAUCCGAAUAAAUCAAACGGAUCCGAUUGCGAUGGAGCUUUUCCGCCUAGAUUUCAACAGCGGGGAAAACGAGACAAUCCCUAUAUCAUCCAAACAGCUGAAGCAGAUGAAGCAGCAGUCGAAGCGCGCAUCCAAAGAUUCACAUCGUGAUCUUCUCUACCCGAUCCGACAGCCUGGUAUUUACCGUCUCAAAAGAGUAGUCGAUGAGUCCAAUCUCGACGUUCACAUGCGUAUAUCCGAUGCGCUUGUUGUUUCAUGUCCUCAAGCGCUGAUCAAAGAUUCUCCCACGCACAAAUGCAAGGGUGAGCUAUCGAACUUGGUGCUUACGGUCGAAGGCACCCCACCCUUGAAAAUCAAGUACAGCAGGCAGGUGAAUCAUCUUGAUCGGGGCUUUUCCUUCCAAAAUAUCCAAUCAGACCAUCUACGUUCGCCUCUCAUAGGUCAGAGGAACUCAGCGGCUUUGUUCAGUUCCCGGGAGAUGGAUGUCUCUUGGGCGCAGUCUCAGGUCAUUGAAGUUCCCCUGAACGAGUCGUUGAACGUUGGAGGAGAAUGGCUCUACUCAAUUGAGGAAGUUCACGACGGUUGUGGGAACGUCGCGAAUUACUCGGCCCUAUUACAUGAAAGCGACCAAUUAACUGCAAACUCUGUGUCUCAAGCGCAUAAUUUUGCAGUCCACGAAAGGCCUCGGUUGUCCUUGCAUGGAUGCAACGAUCAGCAGUUUCUGCAGGUCGCUCGGGGAGAGAGCGUAGACUUGCCUGUCAAUUUUCACACUUCGGGCCAACAGUACGGCCAGGACGGCCCUUUCUCUCUUAUGUACUCUUUCAGAGGCAGAGAGCAGGAGGGUACAGAUGACAUGCCAAGUAAAGUUCACAAGCUGUCCCUCAAAAGUCUUGACCAGAAGCCACAGAUCAAGGACCCGGGCUGGUACAACUUGGAAUACGUUUCUAGUCAUUUUUGCCCUGGAGAAGUGCUGGAGCCGUCAUCUUGCUACUUACACAACCCGCCAGAGCCAGAAGUCGCCGUCAAGUAUGAGAAGAUAUUUGACAAGUGCGCGAACAAUCCGGUUGGCUUAUUGGUUGACCUUGACCUCACUGGGUCGCCACCGUUUCGACUUCGAUAUGUCGUGGAGCACGCGAAGGGUGUUGAGACGAAAUCGCAAAUCAUCGAAGGCCUACGUGCUCAGCUUGAUUUUACGCCAUCCGAAGCCGGCUUUUACCGGUACCGUUUCCUCGAUGUGGCGGAUACGAUUUAUGCGCCUCGGCCCUUGAAGGACAGAACGCCCGUCCUAGAACAAGAUGUCAAGCCUCCGGCUUCUGCUCACUUCCUUGAUUCGAGUGCCGUGCGCAGGGCCUGUUUCGGCGAGCCGGUAGCCGUGGACGUGGCAUUUGUUGGUGAACCGCCAUGGACCUUGCAAUACGAACUUGUGCACAAUGGGAAGAAAACGAAGCAUACAUUGGAGUCCGAGAGUGAAAUCGCCACUAUCAAAACCAAUAAGCUUGUCGGUGGCGGCGAGCAUAGCCUCGUGCUAACAAACGUCAAAGAUCGUUCAAAGUGCAAACGAAGCCUCAGGGAUAGCAUUAGGAUUGACGCCCGCUCAAAGCCCCCACAGGCGUCUUUUGGUGAAAUAGAGAAACGACGAGAUUACUCGGCUCUACAGGGCUCGAGAGUUGAUAUUCCUCUCAGAUUAAGUGGCGAGCGACCGUGGAUCGUCCGAUUCAGAGAAACAAGCAGUGAUUCUGCGGUCUUCGAAAAAACUUUCUGGCAGGAAAACAGCGUUAUGUCGGUCCAUCAAGAAGGACAGUAUGAGCUCGUCGGGGUAACCGACAGUUCCUGCCCCGGAUCCAUCGACCAGGCAGCCAAGACUUUCGGGAUUUCCUGGAUUCCUCGACCGCGCAUCACGGACGUGGAUGGCUCUCCCGUUGGGGUCACCGGCUCUAUUGAGAAGCGAGAUGUUUGCCAGGGCGACGAUGACAGCCUUGAACUCCGUUUGUCAGGAAACCCGCCGUACAACGUUCAGUAUGAGCAACAACGGAAGGCAGGCCGUGGAUCACCUUCUGUGCGUGUGCAGACAUUGAAGACCGCUCUACAUGCAGCCUCUAUGGAAAUGGACACUUCCGAAGCUGGUCUCUACACUUACAAAUUCCGGGAAGUCGGCGAUAGUCUCUACGAUCACGACCCCAAGGCCAGCCCCGUCGUCGUGACCCAAAAGGUGAACCCUCUCCCGUCUGCGCGGUUUGAUGCUCCGGGUCACAUUUAUGGGUUUUGCAAGGAGGACGUUAGCGGCGAGGAGCUAAUCCCCGUAACCCUCGAUGGGGUUCCGCCAUUUUCCCUCGAGAUAUCCAUCAAGCACCAUUCGAAGGCCAAGGCCGAGAUUGUGUCAAUCCCGAGCAUCGGAUCAAACCGACACAAGCUGCCUAUACCGAGACGCCAUCUGGAUUUGGGGCAGCACGUCGUCAGCAUUCACAAGGUGAGGGAUGCACGAGGCUGUCAACGAACCAUUGACUUUGACACGUCGUCGGUGAGAGUCGCCGUGUCUGAUGUUCCCACAAUCAUCCCCCUUGAAUCCAAGGUUGAUUACUGCGUUGGAGAACGAUUGUCCUUCUCGCUUUCCGGUCAUGCUCCAUUCGAUGUGUUCUAUACAUUUGACGGAGCGUCCAGAAAGGCAAACUCCCGGACAACCGAUUUCCGUCGCAUUGCAGAGAGACCAGGCGUGUUCACUAUAACCGCUGUCAGUGACGGCGCAAGUGGGAAAUGUCAGGCCCACAAGAAUAUCACGAAAACUAUUCACGAAAUGCCAAGCGUCCGGAUCAGCCGGGGUCAAACCUCUAUUAUUGACAUACACGAGGGCGGGGAGGCAGAGCUACACUUUGAGUUCUGGGGGACACCGCCGUUUGAGUUUACAUACAUUCGGAGUUCCAACCCUCGAAAAGGCAAGAAGCCAGAGAUUCUGGACAUCAAGCAUGACAUCUCUUACGAACACAAGAAAACUAUUAGGACCUCAGAUGAGGGAACUUAUGAGGUCGUGGCGAUCAAGGACAAAUUUUGCUCCUUCUCUCAGACCCCUAUAGAGAAAUCCGAACGAUGAGAUAUCAGCUCCGGAGGAAGGUAAUGUCAUUAAUGUUCAAAGCUGUUGCUUUAUUUAUGAUCUAGAUAGAUUUCUUUUGGGGGACUCGAUUCCUUCGUUUGUAAUUCAAAAUAUUAUCGUUGCAUUGACAUGGCACCAGGAGUUCGUCUCCCCAGGGAUAAAACAUACUAUACAUUAACCCAAAUGUUGCCCUGUCUCGAUGCUGUCCACCAAGAGGGUGCCCAGGCGGGAAAUCUCGUUUAAGAUAGCAGCACGAUUGAUCACAACAACCUCGUCACCCAGUUGCUCGGAGCCAUCCGACACGCUCGGGGAUGUGGAAUAUGCCAUCUUCAGGUUCCAGGUUUUGGGUUUCAAGGUUUGCGGAUUCCAAAUCCCGGCAAUCACAUCGCCUUGCUCGCCUCCGUAAAAGAAGUGCAGAUGAGGGCUGUAGCAGGAUUGCAGAUCGCGUACGAGGGAUCUCACUGCACCAGCCCUCCGGCUGCCACGGGUAGCGUCUUUCUCUUGUAGAUUCUUAUACUUCGACGGAGCCGAACCACCAUCCGAGACCCCCGGCCGAAGAUUGAGAAUAAAAUCAUAUGGCGCAAGGGAGGUGUGGAAAAUAUCAAAUAUGUUAAGAGCAUAUGAUUUCUCCCGCACCAGCUUCACGGCCGCUUUGGCCAAGGUGGACAUCCGAGCAGCCACGACUUUGGGGGGCAUUUCGUGCUGAGUCCAAGUUACACCCUCCGUGUCAACAUCAGAAGCCACGAAUAGUACAACGGAGUUCAUCGCCGGGUCGACAUUGCGCCAGGCAGCAAAGCGAGUGCGAAUCGUUUCCAUGGUCUCGUUGUCUAGCCCUCCGCUCAGAUCGACCAUGAGAGGCUCCUGUUGCCAGUCCCAGCGAGAAAUCAAAUGAAGGGUUCUCAAAAACCCAACCAUAAUACUGGACGGAGUCUCCCAGGGAAACGGUUGUGUAAAUACUCGCACAGCCAACAACUCAAUGAGCUCUUCGCUGAUGUGACCUGCAAAAAGAUGGCAAUCGAACCAGUGUUUCAGGAGACGAACAGUCGGCGAUAAUAGAGGAAAGCGGGUGCAUAGAGUACGGAUGGCCUGCGUUAGACGAGGGGAGUGGAUGAAUUGACGCUUAUACUCUGACAACGCGUAGGCAAUUUCCUGUUUUGCCUGUGAGCGAGGGCCUUUCUCCUUUAGCUGACGUUCUAAUAGGGUCUGUUCCCGGUCGUGAUGGAUCCGUAAGUGGAAUGUGACCCCAGAUUCGUGAACAAUUUCUAGGAAAGCACUGUUCAAAAUUGGACUUGAUUCGUUCUCCAGUCCCACCCUGCAUGAUGAAGCAGUCCCAGAUGACGAGAGACAGUCUCCGAUCCUGACGAGAAAGGCCAUUUUUGUCAUUUGAAUUGCCACCAGGUCGUCCGGCCAGCGGGUAGAGCUCUCGAACUGGAGAACAACAUCCACCGCCUCUUGUCGUGCACCGGAAACAGCCUGGGCACGAAGAGCUGUGUAUCGCAGAAAGGGACUGGCUGGGGCUAGAUGCCUCACAGUCAAGGGGACUUCAUCCAUGCUUUGAAUAGAUUUCUCCAGGGAACUAAAAGCAUCGGCAAUGGUUUGGAAAGGUGGACUGGAAUACAGCAGUACUCCAUCGCCUUUGUUGCGAAGCUUUUCAUCAUAUUCAUCGCCAAUGUACGUUAACUCACUCUCGAGACAAUCGAAAUGACGUUGUAGAAUGUAUGUCAGGAUCUGGUGCACUAUGGAAGAUGACGACGGUUGGUCGGACCACACCAAACUUUCCCUAAUGCUACCGUCCUUGAAACGUCUCAACUCGGCCUUUUCGCCCCAGAAGGACCGGAACGAGGCUGCCUCUUCUUUUUCUUCUGCGAAUGGGCCAUGAUCUACAACACGUGCAGCAUUAUCGGCAUUCAAUAAUAACCCAACAUGAAGGCUGGCGCCUGCCGCUUUCCGGGAAGCUUUCGCUUCGACAGACCAUGGCUCGACACUGCUGCCAAAAAGAUAGAUGAGAUCCGCUCGAUCAUUGAAAGCCCUUUUCAGCACCUCGUAGAUCGCACGAUGGUUGUGCAGUGCUUGUAAAGCAUUGUUGCUAUUGGCCAAUGGGAGAGUGGCAAUUCGGUCGAACCUGAACAAAGGCUCAUUGACCUUAAAGAUGAAAACUUUCUCAAAAUUGUCAUCACGGGAUUCGUUCAGCAUCUUCAAGGUGUUUCCAGCUUCGCGGCGAAGAAAUUCAUACGACCACGGUGUCAUCUUGUAGAGCACAUUCAGACCCUUCGCACCAUCGUACAGCACAGGUCCGUCGCCAGGGGUUUGAAGAUCUUGGCAAAAUAGCAGUAGGGGUUUUGUCAGGUCUCUCCCCGCAAUGAAUUGGAUAGUCGCUUUGAAAAGUUGAUAGCUGCUGUAGGAUUUGAGAAGGACUGGCUUGCCAUUGGGACCCCCGCCUUCAAACAAGAUAGACAUGAGCGCUGUCCACUCAAAUCCGCCAAAUCCACCAGCCUGAAGCGAGGAACCGAAUCCACGUUGCUGGAGCCAAGUUCGGCCAAGGAUACAACCGUCUCUGAAAGAUUCACAGUUCCGAGCAGCCGAAUAUAGCCCCUUAUGAAACUGUGCCACGGUAGCCUCUGAGCGGAGGGCUGCAUUGUAGAAUGGCGUGGGUUCUUUUUGCUCCGCCGUUUCCGAUGCCCCUUGUCGAAUGUUGUUCUUCAUCGGUAAAGUUCGGGAGAUAGGGAACAAUGUAUCUUCAACUGCCGUGAUGAUGCGAAUUUGUGGCUUUGAAGAUUUCGUAUCUUUGGGUGUCUCCGCAGGCGUAAGUAUGAUCACAGGGCGAAGACUAUCGCCAUCUUGUAGAUCAAAUUUGAUGUCGAGGCCAACACCUUUUGUUUCCUUGAUACCAGCUGCAAGACAAGCAAUGUAGUAGGCCCUCUUUUGGAAGAACCUAUAAUUGGUAUAAUCUUUUUCCUGGAAAAGUUGUUUCGGCAUAGUCACCGCGAGGUCGACUGUCAAAGGCCCUGCCGAUUUCACGCCGGUCCUCAGAGCAAAACUUCCGACAACGUUGACAUUAACUGGCCUGAAAUAUGAAACCGAGUAUUUCGUAUCUCUGCCAGGGCGAGGCUGGGGGUAGGGAACGAUAACGCCAUGAGUGUUGCGCAACUCUUUUUCUGCGUCCAGGGGAGCGUUCGCGGGCCUUUCGGGGAUAUUUUCAAUGAUUUCCUUCAGUUUAUGAAGAGUGUCUUGAAGCCUUGAGACUUGCUUGUCAUAAUUCGGUCUCAAAUCCGCAAGCAGUUCGUCCAAUUGCAACUUGAAAAGGUUGGACUUAUAGAAGCCGCUAGCCAGUGCUACUUCCGCAGAGCGAUCGCCUUUGUUCAUGGUAGAGUUAUCUUCUUUGGAUUUCGAAAACUGAGGAUUCCCGCUUGCUUUUGACGAUGUGCUCAACUUUCUCCGCUUCGGAGAAUGUGACAUCCUGGUGGUAUUGAGCCGGACUGCGGAGCAGUAUUCCAAAGAGUGGUUCGAAAGUAUCAAGCUAGGUCAAGUUGAAUUUUUGGUGGAUUGAAGCACAGUGCACUAAACAUUUGGAUACAAUAGAAGAUUGGGGAUCGUCGUACUUGAAGCUUUUGAUAAAAAAAAAAAAGUGACAAACCUCCGGGAUUUUAUCUCCACGUGAUUCCGAUAGUUCAGGUACUUAGCUGAUAAGUACCUACGCAGGUAUUGUAAUUCAAUUACACUAGCUAGGCUAGAUACAGUAGGUACUGUAC
This is a messenger RNA of Aspergillus melleus, 7690 nucleotides long. RefSeq lists its product as uncharacterized. Gene Ontology annotation, cellular component: nuclear pore transmembrane ring. Gene Ontology annotation, molecular function: structural constituent of nuclear pore. The record is from RefSeq and is a predicted model, not a curated record. The transcript has 4 exons. Gene Ontology annotation, biological process: nuclear pore organization; protein import into nucleus. The coding region runs from base 666 to 3941 and encodes 1091 amino acids. NCBI's taxonomy places the organism in Eukaryota, Fungi, Ascomycota, Eurotiomycetes, Eurotiales, Aspergillaceae.